ACACACACACACACACACCCCUUCGUCCCCCGUUCCUCCUCCUCUGCUCCCCGCCAAUCCACCUGCCCUUCAUUACACGCCCCCGCUCGCGGCCCACAGGCUUCAUCACUUCCAUGGGCACUCACGUCCAUGAUGGCCAUGCGGCGCUUGACCGCUUGACUCUGCCUCGGGAUGGCUCGGACGCCGAGCUUUCCGGGCUUUUGCUUCAGGACAUGGAGUGUGGCAACACCCCGGCCGCCAUGAGCACCUCUCACUUGCUCGAGCGUCCGGCGAUCCUCCCCUGCGGGCAUGACUGCCUGGCGGACGUACACAGUCCGCCGGUGAGCUGCGUCGUCGGGGGCCAGUGUUCGGCCGACCUGUGCCAGCCGCCGCUCGAGCUGCUGAGCAUUACCUCGCUCGAUGUGGUUGAGGCCCCCUUGCCGGCUGGGCACUUUGCGGUGUUUUCCUUCGGCAUGUCAACCUUCCGGACAAGUGUAUUUCGCGACGGUCGCUCGCCGCUUCCGGAGGGCAACCUAUUGGCCUUUCUCCUUGUGAGGUCGUAUGAGACCCAGUACCCGCUGAAGAUCUCCCUCUAUCGCCAUCGGCGCCUGGCCAGCAGCAACGAGCUCAUUGGCGAGGGGUAUGUGGAUGUGGCCCUCCUCCGACGGGACGACCGCCAACAGUUCUCCAUUCCCUGCAUCAUGUCCCCGACCGGUUCCAGCGAAGCGACCUUCACCUUGACGAUCGCUGGCCGGCUGCUUUCCUGGCGUGCUAUCCAAGAGUCCUUCUUCGCGCACGCUGACGCGGCUCUCGGUGGCCAAUGUCUUGAGGACGUACCUCUGGACCGUUUGGCCACCCUGCUCGACCAGUGGACAAUGCAUGUUUGCUCGGCCUUCGAGAACCUCGAAACGGCCGGCCCACUGGCCAAGCGCUACCUGCUGGUACAUAGCUUGACGUAUACGCUCCUACAUGCACCGAGCCAGAGGGUUCUCGGGCUGCUGUCAGGAGAUGCGCCCGCAAAUGGGACUGGUACCAGCACACUGUCCUUGUCCUCGGGCGGCUCUUGCCAUUCUGACUCCCUCCCGGAUGAUCCCGCGGCUGCCUAUCCGGUAGCCGCUUCGACGGAGUACCUGGCCGAGUUGGACCGUGCCCUGGGCGAGGCUGGCGCUGAUAUGGUGCUCUCCCUGCCCGAGGAGAUGACCCACGCGUAUUCCGAGAACCCAUUCAUUGUUGGGGCCUUCUUUUCAGAGGCACAGGCGCGGCGAGGUCGCAUCGCGCGAAUCCUUCGCCGGCCACAUCGCGCAGGGGAUCUAAAGAGCUCCAUCAGUGUCGUGGAUCGAGCCACUGGGCUGGCCAUGGUGGAGACCAUCCCCUCGGCGGUGCGGCUGUCCAUUCGGGCCCUCUACAACCAAAACCAGCUCCUUCGCCGAAGCCUGGAGUCGGCCACCAUCCGGAAUCUCUUCCUCCGGCUGAGCAUCCGCCAGGGGCGUAAGUACAACGACCCACGCAGUGCCCAGUACAUCGCGGGCUUUGUGGACUUCCAUCAAAUCAACAUGGAAGACUUCGAGGCGCCGGCUCCCGGCCGGCCGGAUCAGCACUAUGGCUAUCAGACCUUCAAUGAGUUCUUCUUCCGGCCUCUUCGGCCCGGGGCCCGGCCUAUGGCCAGUCCCGGUGAUGAGCGCAUUUGCCUGGUCCCGGCGGAUUGCCGCUUGACGCUCUUCCGAACGGUGAACGAUGCCACGCGACUCUGGAUCAAAGGGCGGAACUUCAGUUUGGAGGCCCUCCUCCGGCUGGACUUGGCCCCGGGCGGGCUCAGCCUGGAUGCCAGCCGCUUCCAUCAUGGAGCCCUGGCCCUGUGUCGUCUGGCACCGCAAGACUAUCACCGGUUCCACUCGCCAGUGGCCGGCCGGGUGGUUGCGUGCAUCGACGUGCCGGGGGCCCUGUAUUCGGUCAAUCCGAUGGCCAUCCGAGGCACGGAGAUCGACGUGCUGACGGACAACAAGCGUGUGGUGCUUGUUAUUGACUCGCCGGAAUUCGGCCUGGUGGCUUAUGUCAUUGUGGGCGCCAUGAUGGUCGGGUCGAUCGUCUUCACCGGGCCCCACCGGGUAGGUGAGGAAAUCCGCCGAUUUGAUGAAAUCGGCUACUUUGCAUUCGGUGGCAGCACAGUGGUCUGCCUCUUUGAGCCCGGGCGCUUCACGCCAGAUUCCGACCUCGAGCGCAACAGUCAGCGCCCGAUCGAGACUCUUGUUCGUGUCGGCACGUCCAUGGGAACGGCGGCUGCUGGGCUGCGGUAGGGCAGUGUAGAUGGCGCCUGGCCUUGGCGCCGCGUGCCCUCGGUCCCCCCUCCCCCCCCCCCUCCC
Molecule: messenger RNA, 2339 nt
Organism: Fonticula alba
Lineage: Eukaryota; Rotosphaerida; Fonticulaceae
Exons: 7
Coding region: 114-2273 (719 amino acids)
Biological process (GO): phospholipid biosynthetic process
Molecular function (GO): phosphatidylserine decarboxylase activity
Source: RefSeq, a predicted model, not a curated record